Zophobas morio is the source of this 3618-nucleotide messenger RNA. It is a transcript of the gene Gyc32E, whose product is annotated as guanylate cyclase 32E. The coding region runs from base 1 to 3618 and encodes 1205 amino acids. Lineage: Eukaryota; Metazoa; Arthropoda; Insecta; Coleoptera; Tenebrionidae. Gene Ontology annotation, cellular component: plasma membrane. The record is from RefSeq and is a predicted model, not a curated record. Gene Ontology annotation, molecular function: ATP binding; peptide receptor activity; guanylate cyclase activity. The transcript is spliced from 19 exons. Gene Ontology annotation, biological process: cGMP biosynthetic process; protein phosphorylation; intracellular signal transduction.
AUGAUAUACUACCUCAUUUUAUUUUCUUGGACAAGUGUUUCUUUUUCUUUAGAGCAUCAAACAAGUUGCAACAAUGUCAACAACUCUACUCAGGAUUAUCAGAUUCUUUAUAGUUACUUAACUGGAACCGGAGCGCACAAUUUCAGCGAAUCCGUCACUAUAGGAUUCUUGGGAGCUUACGGCCAAGCUCAGGUGGUUUUGGGAGCUUUGCCACUAGCAGUCGAGGCGGUCAAUGAGGAUGCAGAUUUAUUACCAGGACGUCGUUUAAGCUAUGUGGCAGCCGACAUUGGAACAAAUUCUCCAGGCUUAAGUCGAAGCAAAUCGUCUUUGGCAGCUCAAGCCAUCCGAGUGAUGACCGAGAUGAGAGACAACGGAACUGUCGCUUUCAUCGGCCCCGAUGAUACUUGCUCCAGUGAGGCGUUAGUUGCCGCCGCCUGGAACUUGCCGAUGAUAUCCUAUAAAUGUAGUGAUACACGUGUGUCUGACAAGAAGGUUUUCUUUACAUUUGCCAGAACUUUGCCACCAUCGAGCAAAGUGUCAAAAAGCGUCGUUGCUUUAUUGCGAGCUUUCCAGUGGCAUCGUUUCGUGGUCGUUUCGGGCACGCAUCCAGCUUCUGCAAGCGAGGUCCAGGAAGCAAUUGAGGAACUUUCGAUCAUUCAUGGGUUGACUGUCACCGAUAUUAAACAAUAUUCAGAUUAUAUUCCUCAUUAUAUUGAACAGAUGGACAACAUAGUUGCUGAUACCUACAUGAAAACUCGAGUAUAUGUCUUCGUCGGUGAACACAUCGCAUUAAUCGACUUCAUCAAGUGCUUACAAAGGCGUAAACUCUUAGACACGGGAGAUUAUGUUGUGAUAUCUGUCGAUGACGAAAUUUAUGACCCCAAUAGAAGAAUCAAGAUUAUUAGACGAGACUAUCUCGAUCCUUUCCUCAGUGAAACAUGGGGCAACGUUAGCGAUGUAAUGGGUUUCAGAUCGGUGCUCAAACUCACUCCAUCUCAUCCACGCAAUCCGAAAUACAAAUACGUGUGUGAAAAGAUUAAAGCUUCUUCAGCUAAGCCACCAUUCUGUGUCCCCUAUCAUCAUAAAAUAUUUGACAGUAUAUCGGUCCCCAUCCAGGCGGCUUAUUUAUACGAUGCUGUCAUGAUUUAUGCUAGGGCUUUGACUGAAGUCUUUCAAAACAACGAAGAUCCUAGGAAUGGGACGGCCGUGUUACGUCGAAUAGUCAACAGAUCCUACCACUCAAUUCAAGGAUACGACGUUUUUAUUGAUGGAAACGGAGAUGCUGAAGGUAAUUUCACAGUCGUCGCUUUGUUGGAUGAUCAAGAAAUGAAUGGAACUUUACGGAUGAGCAUGCAACCUGUUGGUUAUUUCCAAUACAAAUUAAAUGGUAGCAACAUGUCGACGGCACUUCCAGAGUUUAAAUACUUGGACAUGGACCGACCUAUUCAGUGGGUAGGGGGAAAAUUGCCUAGAGCAGAACCGAAAUGUGGUUUUAAUGGAGAAAAAUGCAUUUAUAAAAUUGAUUGGAGAUUUCUUGCCAGCAUGUCACUGAUGUCUCUGAUUGUAUUAAUUGGUAUACUCUUCUGCGUAAAACACUAUCGUUAUGAACACAAAUUGGCCUGUCUUUUGUGGAAAAUUGAUAUGAGGGACGUGACUAUAAUACCCACGGAAACUACAGAAUUAUCUAACAAAAAUAUGAUACAAGUAUGUCGGCAUAGUGUGUUCCAAGCUCCUAGCAGUAGCAUAGCCGAAUUAGCCGAAACGUCACCCAAGCGAGCAUAUACAGAUAUUGGAUUAUAUAAAGGCAACAUAGUUGCUAUAAAAUAUUUAAAAAAGAAAUCAGUGGAUCUUACAAGGUCUAUAAGGAAAGAGUUGAAACAAAUUCGAGAAGUGAGACAUGAGAAUUUAAUUCCAUUUAUUGGAGCCAGUGUCGAUCAUGGCAGUGUGGCUGUUUUAACUGCCUACAGUGCAAGAGGGAGUUUAGAAGAUGUUUUAGCCAAUGACGAUCUUCAUUUAGACAAUAUGUUUGUGUCAUCUUUGGUCACAGACAUACUUAAAGGAAUGAUUUAUCUUCACGACAGUGAAAUAAUUUCUCACGGCAACUUAAGAUCUAGCAACUGUUUAAUUGACAGCAGAUGGGUGUUGCAAAUCACUGAUUUUGGUUUACAUGAAUUCAAAGCAGGUCAAGAAGACCUUGAAAUGCAAAUCAAAAACUUAAGAAGAUCGAUGUGGAAAGCACCAGAAUUAUUACGAGAUCCAGCUCCACCAACUCGAGGCACACAAAAAGGGGAUGUUUAUUCUUUUGGUAUCGUUCUGUACGAAAUUAUUGGACGAAGAGGACCAUGGGGCAGGUUAAACUUAGAACCAGCUGAAAUAGUAAGGCAAGUAAGAGAAAUCAGAGACGUACCGUUGCGGCCGCCGCUUGAAAAUUUAGAGGCUGCCGAUUAUAUAAUCAAAUGUAUGAAAGCUUGCUGGCAUGAAGAACCAGAUCAAAGACCAGAUAUUAGAUAUGUUAGAGUGAGACUUAAGGAGAUGCAAGCCGGGCUUAAAGCUAAUAUUUUCGAUAAUAUGCUUGCCAUAAUGGAGAAAUAUGCGUACAACUUAGAAGGUCUAGUUCAAGAAAGAACAAAUCAGCUGACCGAAGAAAAAAAGAAAACUGAAGCUUUACUUCAUAGAAUGCUUCCAAAGUCCGUCGCCGAAGCGUUGAAGCGAGGAGAUCGUGUGGAAGCCGAAAGCUUUGACUGCGUAACAAUUUAUUUUAGUGACAUUGUUGGCUUUACAGAAUUAUCAGCAGUAAGCACACCCCUUCAAGUGAUAGAUUUAUUAAAUGAUCUCUAUACAUGUUUUGAUUCAAUAAUUUCGCAUUAUGAUGUCUACAAAGUUGAAACUAUAGGAGAUGCAUAUAUGGUAGUAAGUGGACUUCCAAUAAGAAAUGGCGAUCGACAUGCUGGUGAAAUAGCUUCAAUGGCGCUUCAUUUGCUUAGUAAAAUAAGAAAAUUUGAAAUUAAACAUAGGCAAGGGGAAGUUCUUCAGCUUAGAAUUGGAAUACAUUCUGGACAUUGCGUUGCUGGAGUUGUCGGACUGAAGAUGCCUAGAUAUUGUUUAUUUGGAGACACUGUUAAUACAGCCUCAAGAAUGGAAAGCUCAGGGGAAGCUUUCAAAAUCCACAUAUCUCAUGCGACUUUUGAGCUUUUACAGAAACUUGGAGGCUAUAGGUGCGACGAAAGGGGUGUUAUUCCCAUUAAGGGAAAGGGAGAAAUGCGUACCUAUUGGUUAGUUGGAGAAGAUCCUGCACAGAGACUAGCAAGAAUUCGAGAGGAAAUUGUGGGUUCUUCAUUAUUCAGCAGCAUAAGUUCGGACAGGUUAAGUGAAACUCCUGAUUUAUUACGUCAACCUGGUGUCAACUUUUCAAUUGAUGGUGCGCAAUUUCCUCAGCACUCCUGUGCUUUAUUACAAUUACAUCAACGUGCUAGAGAAGCUUAUUCUAUGCAUUACAGUCAGGAGAAUUUAACGGCGGGUGAUUUAAGAAGACAUUUUCAGUCGCAUUGUUAUCAUAAUCGAAAUCCAAGAUCAGCUCCUGCCAUUACCUUUACAGAUUUAAAUUAUCGUUAUAUGUAA